Messenger RNA from Salvelinus namaycush (lake trout), 1844 nucleotides. Its product is annotated as 26S proteasome non-ATPase regulatory subunit 13-like. Gene Ontology annotation, biological process: ubiquitin-dependent protein catabolic process. Gene Ontology annotation, molecular function: structural molecule activity. Bases 122 to 1258 code for a protein of 378 amino acids. The transcript has 11 exons. The record is from RefSeq and is a predicted model, not a curated record. Gene Ontology annotation, cellular component: cytosol; nucleus; proteasome regulatory particle, lid subcomplex. NCBI's taxonomy places the organism in Eukaryota, Metazoa, Chordata, Actinopteri, Salmoniformes, Salmonidae.
CUUUGCGUCUAAUCGUUGCUUGUGGUGCUAGCUGUACAGUUAGCUAGCUAGGUACAGAAAUUAUAGAUACAAGUUGUCAACACGUUUCUCAUUCGGUAUCUAAAUCAAACCUACCGCGACAAUGAAAGAUGUUACCGGGUACCUCAAAACGCAACAGAGCAUGAGCUCAACUCCGGAGAUGGCAUCGGAAUGGCACACACUAGAGGAGUUUUACAACAAAAAGUUGUGGCAUCAGUUGACCCUAAAGCUCACAGACUUUGUAAAAGACCCUUGCUUUGCCACAGGAGAUGGCCUCAUACAGCUGUAUGAUAACUUCCUCAGUGACUUUGACCACAGAAUCAACCCCCUGUCUCUGGUGGAGAUCAUCCUGUAUGUUGCCAGACAAAAGACAGAUCCUAAAGAUGCUAUCACUUUCCUUGAGAAGACUAAGGAGAAGGUGAAGAGCAACGACGAGUCGGUCAUUCUGUGCAAGACAUCUAUUGGAGCCCUAAAACUGGAGAUAAAUGACCUUCCAGCCACAAAGAUAUUAAUUGAGGAGGUGGAGGAGACGCUGAAUAACUUGCCGGGUGUGACGUCAGUCCACGGGAGAUUCUACGACCUGUCCAGCAAAUACUACCGCAUCGUGGGGAACCAUGCCUCUUACUACAAGGACGCUCUGCGCUACCUCGGCUGUGUCGACAUCAAAGACCUGCCAGAGACAGAGAAGCAGGAGAGGGCUUUCACACUGGGUCUGGCUGGACUCUUAGGAGAAGGAGUUUACAACUUCGGAGAGCUGCUGAUGCACCCAGUACUGGAGUCCCUAAGGAGCACAGACAAGCAGUGGCUGAUAGACACAUUGUACGCCUUCAACGGAGGCAACGUGGAGAAGUUCCAGGCCUACAAGUCUGCCUGGGGAGCGCAGCCUGACCUGGCAGCCAAUGAAUCCAAACUGAUGCAGAAGAUUCAGCUGCUGUGUGUGAUGGAGAUGACGUUCACUCGUCCCGCCAACAACAGACAGCUGACCUUCCAUGAGAUUGGACAGAGUGCCAAGAUCCCCGUGAACGAGGUGGAGCUGCUAGUGAUGAAGGCUCUGUCUGUGGGUCUGAUCAAAGGAAACAUUGAUGAGGUGGACCAGAAGGUUCAGAUGACCUGGGUGCAGCCCCGAGUACUGGACCUGCAGCAGAUCAAGGGCAUGAAGGACCGGUUGGACGUCUGGUGUGGGGAUGUGAAGAACAUGGCUGUGUUGGUGGAACAGCAGGCCCACGAUAUCCUCACCUAGACAGGCCUCCUCCCUCUGGUUUAUCCUCACCUAGACAGGCCUCCUCCCCCUGGUUUAUCCUCACCUAGACAGGCCUCCUCCCCCUGGUUUAGCCUCACUUAGACAGGCCUCCUCCCUCUGGUCUCCCCCUGGUCUCCGUGGCCCUGUCCAGAACAACCCCCCUAACCUCUAGACACUUGUAGAGAUCAGAGAAGAUUUGAUAGGUUUAUGCAGUAUGCUGAUAGUACCUUGCCCUCUGAUAGGCUAGGUAGAGUUUUGGCCAUAUUGCUUACACCAGUCAGAUCCUCUCAGACAAGGGUCUAAGGUGGAGGUGGCAGGAUUUUCUUCUGGACAGGGCCCUUCUCCCAGCCUGUUCACCCCUAGAACAGACACCUUCAACAGACACCACCACAGGAAUCCUCUCUUCAUUCCUCUACCUACCGAUCUCCCAGAAGGACUGAUGCAUCCAACUUUUUCAGUUUUUUUGUAUUUGUAUUUUUGUUGGGAUGCUGUGUACGUUCUUGUUACUCUAUAGCAGUAAAUAAAUAAAAGAAAACAUUGUUGAAUUUUGAAAUAAAAAUUACAAAUGCUGGUUGAUGUAACAUUA